Molossus molossus (Pallas's mastiff bat) is the source of this 4632-nucleotide messenger RNA. RefSeq names its product inositol polyphosphate-5-phosphatase F (gene INPP5F). Gene Ontology annotation, molecular function: phosphatidylinositol-4-phosphate phosphatase activity. Gene Ontology annotation, biological process: phosphatidylinositol dephosphorylation; regulation of endocytic recycling. The record is from RefSeq and is a predicted model, not a curated record. Gene Ontology annotation, cellular component: clathrin-coated endocytic vesicle; early endosome. NCBI's taxonomy places the organism in Eukaryota, Metazoa, Chordata, Mammalia, Chiroptera, Molossidae. The transcript is spliced from 19 exons. Bases 117 to 3632 code for a protein of 1171 amino acids.
UCCCGGGGCGCCGGCUCUGGCGGCCCCAGCUGACGAGGACGCUCCGCGCCACCCCUCGGGCCGCCGCCGCGCGCCGGGCCGAGGAGCCGCCGCCUCCCCAGGCGCCCGGGGCCGGUAUGGAGCUCUUCCAAGCCAAGGACCACUACAUCCUGCAGCAGGGCGAGCGCGCACUGUGGUGCAGCCGCCGCGAUGGCGGCCUCCAGCUCCGACCCGCUACUGAUCUGCUUCUUGCCUGGAAUCCCAUUUGUUUGGGUUUGGUAGAAGGUGUUAUUGGGAAAAUUCAGCUUCAUUCAGAUCUCCCAUGGUGGCUUAUUUUAAUUAGGCAGAAAGCACUGGUGGGCAAACUUCCAGGAGACCAUGAGGUCUGUAAAGUUACCAAAAUUGCUGUGCUAUCACUUUCUGAAAUGGAACCUCAGGAUCUUGAGCUAGAGCUCUGUAAGAAGCAUCAUUUUGGAAUUAACAAACCAGAGAAGAUUAUACCGUCUCCUGAUGACUCAAAGUUUCUACUGAAGACAUUUACACAUAUUAAAUCCAAUGUGUCUGCUCCUAAUAAAAAGAAAGUUAAGGAAAGUAAAGAAAAGGAGAAGUUGGAGAGAAGAUUACUUGAGGAGCUGCUGAAGAUGUUCAUGGACUCGGAAUCCUUUUACUAUAGCUUGACCUACGACUUGACCAAUUCAGUGCAGAGGCAAAGUGCUGCGGAGAAGGAUCCCCGGCCCCUCUGGCAGAAGGUAGCUCUCACAGUUCAGAGCAGGGUUUGCUCUCCAGAACAAUUUAUGGACUCAUUUAGCUUUAUAGGAAAACUGAAACAACAGGUUUCUGAACUGUUUAUUCUCUACAUUUUCCAGGUUGAUGACCGAUUUUUUUGGAAUAAAUACAUGAUACAAGAUCUUACUGAGAUUGGUACGCCAGAUGUGGACUUCUGGAUUAUCCCCAUUAUUCAAGGUUUUGUGCAGAUUGAAGAACUUGUGGUUAAUUAUAGUGAGUCUUCUGAUGAUGAGAAAAGCAGCCCAGAGACCCCACCUCAGGAGUCCACCUGUGUAGAUGACAUUCACCCACGGUUUCUAGUGGCUCUCAUUUCACGUCGCAGUCGGCACAGAGCAGGAAUGCGCUAUAAACGAAGAGGGGUGGAUAAAAAUGGAAAUGUUGCAAAUUAUGUGGAGACUGAGCAGCUAAUUCAUGUUCAUAAUCAUACCUUGUCAUUUAUUCAAACACGAGGCUCUGUGCCUGUAUUUUGGAGUCAGGUUGGCUAUCGAUAUAAUCCAAGACCUCGGCUAGACAAGAGUGAAAAGGAAACUGUUGCCUAUUUCUGUGCCCACUUCGAAGAACAACUGAAAAUUUACAAAAAACAGGUUAUUAUUAACUUGGUAGACCAGGCAGGAAGAGAGAAAAUUAUUGGGGAUGCUUACCUAAAGCAGGUGUUGCUGUUUAACAACUCACACCUCACUUAUGUUUCAUUUGACUUCCAUGAGCACUGCCGAGGAAUGAAGUUUGAGAAUGUUCAAACACUAACAGAUGCCAUUUAUGACAUUAUUCUUGACAUGAAGUGGUGUUGGGUUGAUCAAGCUGGGGUAAUAUGUAAACAAGAAGGGAUUUUUCGAGUUAAUUGCAUGGACUGCCUGGAUCGCACCAACGUGGUUCAAGCUGCUAUUGCACGAGUCGUCAUGGAGCAGCAGCUGAAGAAAUUAGGUGUGAUGCCCCCAGAGCAGCCACUACCAGUGAAAUGCAAUCGGAUCUAUCAAAUAAUGUGGGCCAACAAUGGUGACUCCAUUAGCAGACAGUAUGCUGGGACAGCUGCUCUGAAGGGUGACUUCACAAGGACAGGAGAAAGGAAAUUAGCAGGAGUUAUGAAAGAUGGUGUUAACUCAGCAAAUAGGUAUUACCUGAAUCGAUUUAAGGAUGCUUAUAGGCAAGCUGUCAUAGAUUUGAUGCAAGGCAUUCCAGUGACAGAAGAUCUUUAUUCCAUAUUUAACAAGGAGAAAGAGCAUGAAGCUUUGCAUAAGGAAAAUCAGAGAAGUCACCAGGAACUAAUUAGCCAGCUCUUACAAAGUUACAUGAAGUUACUGCUGCCUGAUGAUGAAAAGUUCCAUGGGGGCUGGGCCCUUAUUGACUGUGACCCCAGCCUCAUUGAUGCUACUCACAGAGAUGUGGAUGUGCUGUUACUGCUUUCUAACUCUGCCUACUACGUUGCCUAUUAUGAUGAUGAAGUUGAUAAAGUAAACCAGUAUCAACGACUAAGUCUAGAAGACCUUGAAAAAAUAGAAAUAGGUCCUGAACCCACUCUUUUUGGUAAGCCAAAGUUCUCCUGCAUGCGACUGCACUAUAGACAUAAAGAAACAAGUGGCUAUUUCCAUACACUGAGAGCUGUAAUGCGCAAUCCAGAAGAGGAUGGGAAAGAUACCCUUCAGUGCAUUGCAGAGAUGCUGCAGAUCACCAAACAAGCCAUGGGAUUAGAUGUACCUAUAAUCGAGAAAAAACUUGAGAGGAAGAGCAGUAAACCUCAUGAAGACAUCAUUGGCAUCAGAUCUCAAAAUCAAGGCUCUCUGGCCCAGGGAAAAAAUUUUUUAAUGAGCAAAUUUUCAUCUCUAAAUCAAAAAGUGAAACAGACCAAAUCCAAUGUAAACAUUGGCAAUCUACGAAGGCUAGGAAACUUUGCAAAACCUGAAAUGAAAGUUAAUUUUCUAAAACCAAACUUAAAAGUAAAUCUUUGGAAGUCAGAUAGUAGUCUUGAAACCAUGGAAAACACAGGUGUGAUGGAUAAUAAAGUCCAGGCAGAGUCUGAUGGGGAAAUGUCUUCAGAUAAUGACUCCUACCGCUCUGAUGAAUUCCUUACAAAUUCCAAGUCUGAUGAUGACAGGCAGCUAGCUAAUUCUUUAGAGAACGUAGGACCAAUAGACUAUGUUCUUCCGAGUUGUGGUAUUAUUGCUUCAGCACCUCGAUUAGGAAGUCGAUCCCAAUCUAUUAGCAGCACUGACGUUAGCAUUCAUGCUCCUUCAGAUAAUACUAUUGGAAGUGAGCUUGGAAAAGGCCGUGAGUCUCCUUUAAGAAAAAGUCCUUCUGCUGACAAUAUACACAUAUUGACUGGUUUUGCCAAGCCUGUGGAUAUUUACUGCCACAGAUUUGUACAAGAUGCACAAAGCAAAACGACCCAACUGUCAGAAACCAGAUCUAUUUCUCAGCAGCCUAGUGAGGAAGGAAAUCAAACGACCAAUCAAGUUUCUAAUGAAGAAACCCAAUCUGAAUCAAUGGAACAGAUACCUCCUCGACCAUCUCAAUUAGAUGUGUCUUUUUCCGCAACAGGCCCACAGUUUUUGUCUGUUGAACCAGUGCAUUCAGUUGUAUCUCAAAAGACCCCUGGCUCUGGAUCCAGCACGCUUGAACUUGACACAGGGCUUCACGUAACUCCUUCUCCUUCAGAGAGCAACAGCAGCAGAGCAGUCUCUCCCUUUGCGAAGAUUCGGAGUUCCAUGGUCCAGGUUGCUAAUAUUACCCAAGCUGGGUUAACCCAGGGGAUAAACUUUGCAGUGGCAAAGGUUCAAAAGAGCCCUGCCGAACCUGAAGUGGUUAAUGAAAUCCAGCAAAACGAACUUAAAAAUAUGUUUACACAAUGCCAGACACGAAUAAUUCAGAUUUAGUUUUUAGCCACAAAGAAUCCUGUGGCUUUUACAUAAUCCAAAAAAAAACGUUUCACAUAUUAGGCGAUUUUAACCUGUACUGACUUUGAAUUUAGGGAUCAUAAAUUCUAAUUAUGUUUAUUGGGAAAGGUUUUAAAAGGAGUGUGAACUUGAGCAGAUUUCCAAAUUUGAGAGGACAACAGAAGUGCAUCAUCCUAGAAUGUGUAGACCUGAGUAGCUUAUACACUACAGAGCUGUUUGUCUCUGAAUGUAAUUCAGGAACGGAUUACUUUGGGAUAUAACCUGAGCCUUUUUUGGAGUGGGUGGGUAGGUGGGGCAGUUGAGUGUAUGAAGUAGACACAUCAAGGAUGGUCAUGGAUACAUUUAGGGGAUUAGCUUUUUAUAAUUUGUUUUUCUCAGUACAUGUUUGUGUAUUCUACAAGGUAAAUAUAUUUAGUUUUUAGUGAUUUUAAGUGUUACUAAUAAUGAGAAGCAUUUCAGUUAUAAAAAACUUGGUUUUGUUUUGAUGGUUUAACCAUUCCCUAUGAAGAAUGGAGAAUUAUUGGCAUAGUCAAGUAAUGUAUGCCUAUUUGAUCCUAAUUUUCCCCAUAUUCUAAACAAAUUUUAAAUUUUCUGCCACCCUGUAUACCCCAAAGUCUAGGAGCAUUAAGACGUGUCAGUCAUAAAACCUGAGACAUCAGAUGUGAGUACCAGCACCCAUUAAUUUUGCUGUUUUCAGGUAAGAAUGUACAUUUACUGGAUAUUGGUAAUUUCUUCAAAGAAGUCUUCAAGUUUUAAUUUUUUGUAGGGAGCAUUCCUUAACAUCUUGUGUAGACUAUUUACAACUAUUGAAACUUAGUAUGAAGCACAACUGUGCUAAAAUUGUUUUUUUGACCAUAACCCCGACCACAUGGAAACAGGGUCUCUUCUGUAAGCCCAUACAUUAACAAAGUUGCACACUUUAUUCCAAACAAGUAUUGGUUUGUCUGAUAUCUUUAGAUCCUUAUUCUGUUGAAGUGAU